CGGAAUCCCCAAAUUAUUUUUCCACCCAAAACGCAACCGCCAAAAUCACUCCACGGAUUCGAAAAAGUCAACAAAAGAAAUAAAAAUUACUCACCUAACACACACACAUUUUGCUUUGUGCUCAUCUCCUCAAUUGCUUUUGAAGUUAAGGUGAGGGAAAUGGCUGGAAAAGGUGGCAAAGGGCUUUUGGCCGGAAAGACGACCGCAGCUGCGGCGAACAAAGACAAGGACAAGAAAAAGGCGCCGACUUCUCGUUCAGCCCGUGCUGGUCUUCAGUUUCCAGUUGGUCGAAUUCAUCGUCACCUAAAGUCAAGAACUAAUGCCCAUGGGAGAGUUGGAGCCACAGCUGCUGUUUAUUCUGCUGCAAUUCUUGAAUAUUUGACAGCAGAAGUUCUUGAGUUAGCUGGAAAUGCGAGCAAAGACUUGAAAGUUAAGAGAAUAACACCACGGCAUUUGCAGCUGGCCAUUCGAGGGGAUGAGGAGCUGGACACCCUUAUCAAAGGAACCAUUGCUGGUGGUGGCGUGAUUCCUCACAUCCACAAAUCCCUCAUCAACAAAACCACCAAGGAAUGAGUAAAUGUGUUUUGCUUACUGCUGUUGAACUGACGAACUUGUUUAUUUUGUGAUUGUGUUUAUUUCUCUUGUUCUUAGGUAAGUGUGGUAGGAACUUAUGCAGGUUGAAAAUUUACAUUUUAGAUCACCUAAUUGAACUGGUAGCUAUGUUUUGAUGUAGUUAUUUCCAUUUAACUUUAAAGCUAGUGUUACAAUGUUUCAUUGUAUGGCUAUUCUCGUACCAUUGAAUUA
This is a messenger RNA of Olea europaea var. sylvestris, 804 nucleotides long. Its product is annotated as probable histone H2A variant 1. The transcript has 3 exons. Gene Ontology annotation, molecular function: DNA binding; structural constituent of chromatin; protein heterodimerization activity. The record is from RefSeq and is a predicted model, not a curated record. The coding region runs from base 160 to 573 and encodes 137 amino acids. NCBI's taxonomy places the organism in Eukaryota, Viridiplantae, Streptophyta, Magnoliopsida, Lamiales, Oleaceae. Gene Ontology annotation, cellular component: nucleosome.